This is a messenger RNA of Prunus armeniaca (apricot), 516 nucleotides long. The record is from the annotation of a GenBank genome assembly. Lineage: Eukaryota; Viridiplantae; Streptophyta; Magnoliopsida; Rosales; Rosaceae.
AUGCUCACAAAUCAGUACGAUGCUAAAGUUAAGAUAUUUCAAACUAAUGGAGGGGGUGAGUUUACUAGCACAUUGUUCACUGCCUUUCUUGAUUCUAAAGGCUUUAUUCAUCACUUGUCUUGCCCUCACACUGCUCAACAGAAUGGGCUGGCUAAAAGAAAGAAUCGCCAUGUUAUUGACACAGCCAUAACUCUUUUAUUUGCUGCUUCACUUCCUACAAAGUUUUGGGUUCAUUCUAUUGCUCAUGCUGUUUAUCUAAUAAAUAGAAUGCCGAAUGAGGUUUUGAAUCAUCAAUCUCCAUUCCUUAAGUUGUUUGGUCACACUACUACAAAAAAGGCAAAAGACGACGGGAAUUCACCGUCGUGUAUUCGGUUUUCAAACCGUCGUGAAAUCGACCAACAUCUAUUUGGGUGUCAAACUACGACGGCUUUUCACCGUCGUUGUUUAUCUGUAAUCAGUGGCGGAGGUAGGAUUCUUAGUAUGGAGGGGCCAAAAUUUCAAAAUCACUUAUACUAG